Messenger RNA from Pelobates cultripes (western spadefoot toad), 573 nucleotides. Lineage: Eukaryota; Metazoa; Chordata; Amphibia; Anura; Pelobatidae. The record is from the annotation of a GenBank genome assembly.
AUGAAACCCAACUACCUUGAUCCAACUAUCCUCGAUCCACAGCUAUAUGUGGACCCCAGCCAUUCUCCAGUCGAGCUCGACCUUGACAAUAGGUCAUCAACCUUGCUAGGAUCCUCGGCCUCAAGAAGCAGUGGAGAUGUCCAGAGCACAAAUACACUUCCAGAUUGGUAUUCCCUAUUUGCCUCCCUACCCAAGUUGGAGGAUUUCAAUAAUUUAAUUGAUGAAGUCAAACAGACCUUACAAACGGAGUUAUUUGAUCUUCGUCAAUCCCUCACUUCAUUAAAGACCCGAGUGCAGACCUCCGAGAUUCAACAUACAGAAACCUCACAGAAUGUGGCAAUGCAACAACAGUCGUCCCACAUCAUUGACAUGCAGCACCAGUUGGAGAACAUUGAAAACAGACAGCACAGAAACAAUAUUAGGGUAAUGGGGAUUGAAUGGGUGAAAGGCCAGGAAGAUGAUGCCCUCUUUAACCUCAUUUUGGGGCACCCCUCAUCAAAACCCAUAGCAAUAGACAGAUCACAUAGGGAUUUUCACCUGUACCCCCCGCUGCUGCCCUUCCAAGAGAUAUAA